Molecule: messenger RNA, 938 nt
Organism: Pocillopora verrucosa
Lineage: Eukaryota; Metazoa; Cnidaria; Anthozoa; Scleractinia; Pocilloporidae
Source: RefSeq, a predicted model, not a curated record
AAUCAUGGCGGCUCUGGCGAGGUGUUCGUUUGGAAGGUUGCAGACAAAAUGUUCCUUGAUCUCGAGUUUAAGGUGUUCAAAUUUACCAAAACGCUCUCAGGUGGUUAAGCCAAUCCUAUCCCUUGGAAGCUUACAAGUGGCACAUAGGGCAUAUUGUAGCCCUGCUAAGGAAACUUCAGAUGAAGAUUUAAAAAACCAGCCAAUACGUUUUUCUACUUCAAGGGCACGGAGUAUAACAGUUGGUCAAACGCUAGGAGAAAGAAAAAAGAGCACAUCUAUGGUGACAGUCUAUGUGAGUCUUACAAUCAUGGUCAUAUUGACGUACAUUAUCUUCUUCCUGCCACCCUCUAAACAAGAUGAAGAAGUAUUGGAUGUUCUAAAUGCCAGCAUGGUGGCAAAUGAGCAGGACAAAGGACAGUGAUGUGUAAGACUAACAUGGCAGGAACAAUUUCAGAGCAAAAUGCCUGCAAUCCCUGGCAAAUAUGUUUCAAAGAAAGGUUCCCUUGGCAUUGGAAAUAUAAAUUUGUGGCAGAUAAGGUCACUCUCUGAGAAUUCCAUUCCAAUGUUCUUUUUUCAGAUGGUCUGGAAAAUAAGUCAUUAUUAACCUUAACCAGACUUGAAAUGUUCCUCUGGAUCAUGCAAGAGCCUCCAGGGCAUUUGAGAAUUUACACAAUAUGGAACAAUAAACAUAUUGAAACGUUGUUGUUUGUAGAGAGAGGUUUUCUUGUCUCUCCCGGCUGAUGUAAUACAUUUCAUUGUUGUCUAGUGUUGAGAAUUUGGUUUUACAUUUAUGCACCACUCCUAGUUGAUGGUUUUCUAAAUUUUCUUCACUUGUAUUGCUCAGCCAAAGAAAAGGUUGCUAUAAGAAUCCAAACACACCUGAGUGGAAUGGAUAGCUCAAGCUUAAAUUUGGUAGUAAUAAAUAAUGUGCUGUCAAA